UUCGCGGAAAAAAAAAGUUUUCUACAGUGGAACUGGAACGAGAGAGACGACGCAACAGAAUCUCAAGAUCGAAGAACACUGAAGUGAAUUCGAAGGAUUGAAAGCAACAAUCUCUCAAUCGAUUUCUGCAAUCUCUCUCUCUCUUGUGCCCCAAUUCAGCGGAGAUAGAGGCGGACGCAGUGUGAAGCAUAUCUCCAGAAUCGGGGGGAAGAGGCAUACAAAUCUGGCGAAAGUGGAGGGGUUAAGGGCGAGGCCGUGGCUCAAGCCAGGAUCUUAUGCAAAUGGAGAUCAAUACGACUACGACGGCGAUGAGGAUGCCCAUUCGAGGCCUUGGUGGCGGCGUCGCCUCAGAUCCUUGUAUAUGGCGGCGAGUUCAUUUACUCCGUCCACAUUUCGAAUAGCAAUCUCGCUCCUCCUCCUUGUCGCUAUCGGCACCGCUUUCAUUUUUCUCCCCGUUGAACAGAAAUUGAAGGACUUCUUGUUAUGGAUUAAGGAAGAUCUUGGACCCUUUGGUCCACUUGCAUUGGCUUUGGCUUAUAUUCCCCUCACAAUUGUGGCGGUUCCUGCUUCUGUACUUACGCUAGGCGGUGGUUAUCUUUUUGGCCUCCCAGUUGGAUUUGUAGCCGACUCUCUUGGAGCUACGUUAGGUGCAACAGCGGCAUUUCUGCUUGGUAGAACGAUUGGUAAAUCUUAUGUCACCUCAAAAAUAAAGCAUUACCCAAAGUUUCAAGCUGUUUCCGUUGCAAUUCAGAGAUCUGGCUUCAAGAUAGUUUUGCUGCUGCGUGUUGUCCCCAUUCUGCCCUUCAAUAUGUUGAAUUACCUCCUAUCUGUCACCCCAGUUCGCCUAGGGGAAUACAUGCUGGCCACUUGGUUGGGAAUGAUGCCCAUUACGUUUGCGCUAGUUUAUGUUGGAACUACUCUGAAAGAUCUGUCUGAUAUUACACAUGGAUGGCAUGAAGUGUCAGUUUUUCGUUGGGUACUAAUGAUGGUUGGCAUUGCUCUAGCUGUAAUUCUGAUAAUAUGCGUAACAAGAGUGGCGAAGUCAUCAUUGGAGAAAGCAUUGGCUGAGAAUGCAACUGAUAUAUUAGAUGGGAAGAAGAAUGAUGACACAUCCAUGCUCCCCAUCGCAGAACCACCACCACCAACGGAUCAUCUACACGAGCCUCUCGACAUCAGAAUCGACCCAUAAGAAAGAACAAACAAAAGAAACCAAACCUCUUGAGUUUGUAAAUUUUCCAGAGACUUUUUUUCACCGAGGGAGAAUAUUAUUUGAUUACGUUUUGUAUAGCCCAUAAUAAUACAUAAAUUCACCGUUUAAGUAAGUCGUUCCUUUUUU
Molecule: messenger RNA, 1336 nt
Organism: Brassica oleracea var. oleracea
Lineage: Eukaryota; Viridiplantae; Streptophyta; Magnoliopsida; Brassicales; Brassicaceae
Product: TVP38/TMEM64 family membrane protein slr0305
Exons: 9
Coding region: 362-1189 (275 amino acids)
Cellular component (GO): membrane
Source: RefSeq, a predicted model, not a curated record